AGUUUUCUUGGCAAGGUUUUUCAGGAGUGGUUUUGCCAUUGUCUCCUGAUUGCCUGUCUUGUAUUUCAGCAUGCCUUGCAGACCCAGCCCUUCUGUGUGCAUCCAUGGAGAAUAACUGAAUUUCCACUUUCCAUGGAUAAGGAAAAUGGAGGCAUUGCCUCCUCCUGUCUCAAGUACCAUAGUUAAACCACAGUGCUGGGGGCAGGGAACCAACUUUAAAUCCCUGCUUUACCAUAAAACUCACUGGAGGACUUAGGUCAAUAACCUUCCACUUUCUUUCCCAGGGGUAUAAGUGCUGCUUGGAACUGACUGAAGGAAAUACAAAUUUAUCAAAAGAGACAAUUUGCUGAGUUCAUCAGGAUGCACAGAACUACCAGGAUAAAAAUCACAGAGCUGAACCCUCACUUAAUGUGCGCCUUAUGCGGAGGCUACUUUAUAGAUGCCACAACUAUUGUGGAAUGCUUACAUUCAUUUUGUAAAACCUGCAUUGUCCGCUACCUGGAGACCAACAAAUACUGUCCAAUGUGUGAUGUUCAAGUUCAUAAAACAAGGCCUCUUCUCAGUAUCAGAUCAGAUAAAACUCUACAGGAUAUAGUGUAUAAGCUGGUACCAGGACUCUUCAAAGAUGAAAUGAAGAGGCGACGUGAUUUCUAUGCAGCUUAUCCUCUGGCAGAUGUUCCUAAUGGAUCCAAUGAAGACCGGGGAGAAGUUUCAGAACAGGAAAAAGGGAACCUAACUGAUGAUGAAAUUGUCAGCUUAUCCAUAGAAUUCUAUGAAGGAAUUAGAGAAGAAAAUAAAGGGACUGUUGAAAAUGGAAACAUGGAAAAAGAUAAGAAGAACAGCAUGAGAUUCCUCCGCUGUCCUGCUGCUAUGACUAUCAUGCACCUGGCCAAGUUCCUCCGGAACAAGAUGGAUGUUCCCAGCAAAUACAAAGUGGAAGUUCUCUAUGAAGAUGAACCUCUAAAGGAAUAUUACACACUCAUGGACAUAACCUAUAUCUAUCCUUGGCGAAGGAAUGGCCCUCUCCCAUUGAAGUAUCGUGUCCAACCAGCCUGCAAGAGGUUAAAACUCUCCUCUCAGCCUCCCAACUCAGAGUGCACCAACACCAGUGGGGCUUCAGAGUGUGAAUCUGUCAGUGACAAAGCUCAUAGCCCAGCCACCUUGCCAGCCACCACCUCCUCCUCAUUGCCGAGUCCUGCCACACCUUCCCAUGGCUCCCCAAGUUCCAACACCACCACUGUAAGCAUUCCAGCCAACUCCGUAUCUGGUGCCAUGCUCAAUGGCACCUCGAACUGCCACCAGAUGCAGCCCUUGGCCAGUAGGGGGCGCAAGACAAUGGUCAAUGGUAGCCCAGCCAUGUCAGCCUUGACUUAAAAGGAGCACUGUUUUUGUUCGAUCUGAGUUUUAUAAAUAAGUAUAUUAUGUGUAGAUAAGGGCAAUGGUGGUGGAUGGGGUGGGGAAAUUAUACAUACUUAUUUUCUAUCAACUGACCUGAUUUAAUUUAAGAAAAAUGCAAAAAGUAAAAAAAAAAAAUCCAAUGUGUCACUUUUUUAAUUUUUGAAAAGCAAAAAUGUGCUCAUGUAACUGCAUGGUGGCAUCUGUGUAAAAACUGCAGCCCUUUCUCGAUGAUGAUGAUUCUUUUUUAUUAUUAUUUGUGUCCUUGAUUUGUAGUGAGAUUUGAUGCACAGUCUUGGAGAGAAAAAAACGCACAGCCCCAAAUCAACCAGGCUUUCGUAGAAGCACAUAUGGCUUUCCUGGGUCCUUUUUGUCAAAUGACUGUAGCUCACUUCCUCCCCUGCCCCCCCACCCCAGUCCCUUUUAUACAACCCCAUUCCAUUUGUGCAGCUUUUAGUCCUAUAUUUGUACCUCUCUCUCCCUGAAGGACCUUGGGUCCAACCACUUGUCAAGCCAAGCUGCUGUUAAAGGGUCAGAAGGGAGGAGUAGACAUUUUUGUGCAUGGAAAGGGGUGACAAUGUGCUUAUUCUCCGUGAUGUGAAGGUUGCUAGCCACUGUAGAUACGCACAGUGCCAGAAGAAUAACAUGGCCCCUGGAGAAGAGGGUUAACAGCUACUAUAAGCAGCAGAGAAAGGAGUCAAGGCAGGAAACAGAGGCUCAUAAGGCCAGAGGUUAGUUGGGAUGUGGAUGAGGACGUGGAUCUGCCUUAAGUCUUGUUCCUGUAAUGAUAGUAAUUGUUAUUUUCCUGUAUGAGAGCCUAGAAAUAGAUUCUAAAACUGCCUCUUUGGUGGCGGCAGGUUCCCCACUAAUGAUUUAAAACAAUGUCUUCUAGAAUCACCCACUGAUCCUGUGCCGAAAUAACAGUAUUGAGGACAAGUUUUACAUCUCCACAGCAAUGGUGGGAUGAUGCUGGAAGACACAAUAAGUGGCAAGAGGGGAUCCUAUCAAUGUCUCAAAAGGCCUUGGGCUAGUAAUUAAUUAAUUCUUAUGUUCCACUUAUUUCUCUGUUCAGAAAAUGCAGAGCUGCAGCUGGAAGGUGAAUGACAGUGCCUUUCACUGGCAUAACGUCACCAGCCCUAUGGGUGGAGCAGUUUACACCAUUAACCACAGUAUGGUGGCCUUGGCGCCUUGUACUAAGCACUUAGUUGUUGGAAUAAUAUGUCUUGAAGCUUCCCCUUUUAUUUAUACAGCAUUUCCUUUCUUAUACAUGAUGUCUGUCUUCAGAGCACAUCUUUGCUCUGGUUUUAAAUAACUUCAGCCAUAUGUUUCCCUACCAAUGGAUGUGGGAAUAGUUUGCAUACUAACAAUUCUUUCUCAGAGAUUUCUUGGCUGUUUGCAGACAUAACAGUUCCCAAGACCUGGCCAGAAAUAGGCUGGGGACAACUAGAGAAAGGCAACCACCUGCAUGUGACCUUCCCAAGCACCCUUGGCUGACUUAUCAGAGGCAGAUGAUUCACCUAUACAAAUCUUUGACCGUUAUUAGAAAAGCAGCUUUAUAUUUCUUACAAUUCUUGCUCUGAUGCUUGAUAGUGGUUUAAAUCUGUAGUGUAGAUUUGUGCUUUUGAGAGUGAUUCUAACAAGAAGAACCACAGUCGUAAUUUCCACCAUCUUGAAUUCAUGGAAUUUAAACUGCGAUUCUCAGGCAUUCGAUUCAUAGUAUAGGGAUUUCCACCAGGGUUCUCAAAAUCCGUGGUGCUGUGACUGCCUAAAAUAAUAAAUUAAUUCAUGUGAUUUCCCCUGCCCCACAAUAAUAUUGAUGGCGGUGGAAGCAGCUGAAGAAGUAUGUCAUUUCUAUAAGCAGCUACCUAAAAUGGUAAGCUUAGUGCUGCACUCUCUUCUGGGCUUGAAGAGGGGCCCUGGGCCUGCAUGUCUCCUCAUCAGCCACACGCUGGGCAUGGUGUGGUUCCUUCCCUCCUGCUUUCCCUAGGAUUGGAGCUCUGCAGUCUCUGGAUUCCCAACCCUCCGACUUUUCCACCUUUCUGGCUACCCAAAAAUGUGUGACCCCCCCUUCUAAUUCACUUAUGAACCCCUUGGGGGUCACAGUUUCAGAACCCUUGAUUCAGCAAGCAGAUGUGUUUGGGAAAAGCCAGAGUCACCUUAUCCCAAGUCCUUGGAAUGAGAAAUAUUUUUGUAGCCUUUAUAAAACCCUAUUCUGCAUUUUUUAAAAAAAGACCUUGUUUGUUUAAUCUUCUUGUAAAUUUGGUUUAGAAAAAUAAAUACAGUGCCUUUGCAAAGGAAACUUUAUUAAUGUGCGGAGGUGGUGAGCAGGGGUUUGUGAUUUAAAUUGCUGGGGGUGGGGAGAUCUUUUCUUUUGCUAAUUUGUGCUUCAAGACUGCCAGAUGGAAAUGCACAACUUCCAAAGGGAAGAGUUUUUUUCCAUCACUUUCAAUCCUUUCCCCUUAGAGAAGAAAAUGGUAUCUAGAAUAACUCCUCCCAGUCCCCCCCCCCCCCCGCUUUCUGUAGGGUAGGAAGGGCUAACUAGACACAAGCACAUUUUGGAUUCCUGGAAAUCAAAUCCCAGGGAUUUUGUUUGUUUUUCCUCUGGCUGAUUCUCUGGAAGGCAGUCGUUCUCACAAGUGCAAUCCAUGCUUGGAAAUAAAUUUUCACAAUUGACUCAGAUGUCCGCAGUAACCAGCUGGACAUGGGGGCAAAGAGGUGCAAUGGGUAGGGGGAGAAAGUGUGUGUUAGCAACCUGCGGUGCUCUCCUGUCAGACCUUCCCUCACCCACCCUACACUUGUGAGCCAGAUCAACUGCCAGCACAAUAAGAGGAGUAUUAAGCCUGCUCCUGUUCUCCAGCUGCUGUCUAUUCUUGGGGUCUGGUGGACCUCACACAACGUGAUGUUUGAAGAAUAGUGUAUUCUUUCCCUUGCGUCUACCUUCUUAUGUGUGCUCACAGAAUGAGGAGAAAGAAUCACUGCCCUGAGAAGAUCCUCCCAAAUUCUCUCUUUUACGCCCGACCCUUCCAGAGGUAAGACCAUAGGAUUGCCUUGCUGGAUCAGGCCAAAGUCAAGCUGCCUCACCUAGCACUUUGACUGAGAUCCAAAGAGCUCCUUACACUAGAGGAAUGGGACUUUGGGCUAUUUUUGUUCUAAACAGCCAGCACCUCUAUUCCCGUCUUCCUAUUCACUAAUGACUUUGGAGUUUUCCCCUUGGAUUCAAAAGCACUUGGCCAUCCUGCAUGGAAGGCUUCUGUAGGAAAACCACGUGAAAACUAGUCCAUGCUUCUUUGGAGGGCUAACUCUGUCGUCUGCAGCAUCAGUAUCCGGAGAGAUGCUGCCUUUGAAUAGUUCGGCUACCAAAGCUACUCCACCCUUCCACAGACUACAUUUAGAGCAGCCGUUCCAGAAAACCCUGCCCUCCCAAAGGUAGACUGUUUCUCUGCUGAACGGCUGUAAAAUUUAAAAAGACUCUUUCCAAACCUGCUCCUCUUAAUUGUUCUCCUUGUUGCUUGUUCUGUCUUCCAAGUAAGGCUGAGCAGUAGCUGUUCCUGAAUUAAUCUCCCUGAUUUUUUUUAAAAACAAUCUUAUGUCUAAAGAAAGGGGGGGGGCUUGAAGUUUUGUGCUUUCAGCAUCAUUUGUGGUAGUGCCAUAAUGUCAAGGGUGUAAGUGUAUGCAGAGGGAAACCUGAUAAAACGCCAGGCAUAAGUACUCUGUUACUGUGGAAGUUGCAAUUCCCAUGUGGUAUUUAGGGAAGUGAUUUUAGUGCAGGACUGCCUGCACUAUUCUAAUAUGAUUCUGCUCGCCAGUCCAGUCCUUUUUUAAAAAAAGAAGAGAACCACAUUCUAUUACCCUAACACAACUUGCUGGCAAAUUGUGUUUGCAUCUCUUGCCUCUGAGUUGGUAAGCUGGAAAAGGCAGUGUCUCUCAUUGGGCUGGAUUUGGCCCUGGGGCCUCCAGUUGCUGUCCUAUACAUUCAUUAGUGUUUUGUCACACAGAGGUACUGAAGAUCUAGAAGGGUACCAAAGACCUAGAAGGGGUAAGAUGAUACUACAGCAGUUUUCCUGAACCCAGUGAAUUGGAUUAUAUCACCCACUGUCCCCAGCCAACAUUGUGCUCAUUCUAGUGAUCUUUUCUUCUUAUCCUGUUGGCUGAGACUGAGUUUGAUCCUGCCAAUGGCAUUAGGCCAUGCUAAAAAAUUGCUGGACUUGGAAAUUAGGAAAGUCUUUCUGUCUGUUCAUUAUCUUUGUAUAUACUGAAUAACCUGACCAAGGCAACUAAGGAGCCUAAUGUUUUUCUUCUCCUUUACCCCUCCCCCUUUUUUGUAUAUUUUUUUUUAAUAUGGUACAAACCAAAUUGCUCUGUAUGUUUGCAAACCUGUAUGAUGUUUUAAUGUGCUGUAAUAUAUUCUGAUAUUCAUAUAUUGUUAUUGGUUAAAACAUUUGUAUCAAUAAUGCAGUUUGUAAAUGGUAAUA
Messenger RNA from Python bivittatus (Burmese python), 5867 nucleotides. The record is from RefSeq and is a predicted model, not a curated record. NCBI's taxonomy places the organism in Eukaryota, Metazoa, Chordata, Lepidosauria, Squamata, Pythonidae.